AAUGUGAGCCAAGCCUAUGCAAGGGGCGCUCAGGCGUUUGGUUUGUUAUGUCACUACGCAUGCACCCAAUUCGUUAGCUUGAGAAGGGAACAUGGCGGCGUCCCUGAUUUACGGCCGAUUGUCGGCAAGCCUGAGAAAUUCUGGGGCAAGAUCGACGCUUAACACUGCAUCCAAAGUGCUGGGUGGUUCCUCCGGCCUUUUUUGGGAUCAGCAGCAGCCCCCCCACCUUCAGCAGCAGCAGAGGAACCUCUCCCUGCAUGAGUACAUGAGCAUCGGCCUGCUCAAAGAGGCUGGCGUCUGUGUGCCCGAGGGCAAGGUUGCCAGCUCACCCGAUGAAGCCUACUCUGUUGCCAAGGAGAUUGGCACCAAGGAUCUAGUGGUGAAGGCUCAAGUGUUGGCUGGAGGCCGAGGUAAAGGCACCUUCGAGGGAGGUCUGAAGGGAGGAGUGAAGAUUGUCUACUCUCCAGAGGAGGCCCGGGACAUCUCCUCUCAGAUGAUUGGUCGUAAGCUGUACACCAAGCAGACAGGCGAGCAGGGCCGUAUCUGUAACCAGGUUUUCAUCUGUGAGCGCAGGUACCCCCGCAGGGAGUACUACUUCGCCAUCACCAUGGAGAGAUCCUUUCAGGGCCCCGUGUUGAUUGGCAGCUCUCAGGGGGGCGUGAACAUCGAGGAUGUGGCAGCGGAGAAUCCCGACGCCAUUGUGAAGGAGCCAAUCGACAUCAUGGAGGGAAUCAAGAUGGAACAAGCUGUUUCGAUUGCCACAAAGAUGGGCUUCCCGGCUGCUCUGAUUGACGACGCAGCUGCUAACAUAAUCAAGCUCUACAACGUCUUCAUGAAGUUCGAUGCCUCCAUGCUGGAGAUCAACCCCAUGGUGGAGGACGCCUCUGGCCAGGUGAUGUGCAUGGACGCCAAGAUCAACUUUGACUCGAACGCAGCGUAUCGCCAGAAGAAGGUGUUUGACAUGCAGGACUGGACCCAGGAGGAUGCCAGGGACCGACAGGCAGCCAAGGCUGACCUCAACUACAUUGGCCUGGACGGAUCCAUCGGGUGUCUGGUGAACGGGGCUGGUCUUGCCAUGGCCACCAUGGACAUCAUCAAGCUGCAUGGUGGCACGCCAGCCAACUUCCUGGACGUGGGGGGCGGAGCUACAGCCCACCAGGUGAUGGAGGCCUUUAAACUCAUCACCUCUGACAGGAAGGUGCAGGCCAUCCUUGUGAACAUCUUUGGUGGCAUCAUGAGGUGUGACAUCAUCGCUCAGGGCAUCAUCAUGGCUGUUACAGAUCUGGACCUGAAGAUCCCCAUUGUGGUGCGGUUACAAGGAUCCAGGGUGGACGAUGCCAAAGCUCUGAUUGCUGCUAGCCCACUGAAGCUCCUGGCCUGUGACGAUCUGGACGAGGCCGCUAGAAUGGUUGUAAAGCUUUCUGAAAUUGUGUCGCUGGCUCAGGAGGCUCAUGUGGACAUCUCUUUCCAGCUGCCACUCUAAGCCAUGCCCCUUGACUCUACGACCCCAUCUGAACCCUGACACCCCACCCCUUGAACAACAAGAAGAGCCUCUCAUUACUGAGCGAAUACUCCAAUACAACACAGCCCACCAACUUCUGUUCUGUUUCUCUCUGUCUCUCUCUGUGGCAAGGCUCCAACAUACGCACACACAUACAAGUAACUGCCAAAUGAAAGGAAACUAAGUAAAUGAGGGAUACAAAGUUGCCUGGCUACCCAGACUCCUUGCUCCUGCCAAACGCUAUGCCACGCCCACGAACGUUAGUUUCUUCACCGCAAAGAGUCUGGAUCUGAGUACCUUCCCGACCCUUCACCAAAUGCACCCCUGAAGGAGUGCCUUAUAUUGAGUGGUCUGACAAUGGGAGAGGGGGUAAGAAUGAGGGGGGUUUAAAGGGGAGGUGCCCAUUGUAAUGACAGCUGCUAGGUUGUGACACUGGACUAAUACUUGGAAAGCACUUCAGCUAAGAAAAGAGUUGAUGGAAUGUAAAUCGCUGUUAGGAGUACCUCUCAUUUCAUCUCCAUGCAAUUUGAAAUGCAUAGCUGAAUAGUGGAUUGUUCUGAGUCUGGCGAGAGAGACUAAUACCUGGAUAAAAGCAUCGGAGUACUCUCCUUUACUCCUGAACUAGUAAGAGUUCUUUGAGUGUUUAGUGUGUGAUAUCUAAACUACUGCUUAUCUGGUUGACUGCAUGUUUUUGUAUUUCUCUUCCAUCCCUUCUAUAAGAUGGUCUCCUAUAUAAUAGUCUGCCGCCAUGUCACAGGAACAACCUUACUCACUCUGUUCAGGUACAUAUGACAACAAAAAUGGGGGUGGGCCAUGUCCACUCAACUGUUAAAAGAUUGUACUGUAGUUAAGUCUUCUCUCUAUUUCUCCGUAUCUCCCUCUCUCCCUCCGUUCCUCUGUAUCUGUUACUCCCCAGCCCUUCGAACACAGAAACAACUUAUUGUGAGUUGUAAGACAUUUAUUAUAUCUUGUAAAUAACGAGACCACUGUUCUCUUCUAUAAAAUAUUUAUGCUUCUCUUGGGGAGUAAAAAAUAAAUGAAUAAAUAGAGAACCCAAAA
Messenger RNA from Salmo salar (Atlantic salmon), 2560 nucleotides. RefSeq names its product succinate--CoA ligase [ADP-forming] subunit beta, mitochondrial. The record is from RefSeq and is a predicted model, not a curated record. Gene Ontology annotation, biological process: succinyl-CoA metabolic process; tricarboxylic acid cycle. Gene Ontology annotation, molecular function: ATP binding; succinate-CoA ligase (ADP-forming) activity. Gene Ontology annotation, cellular component: mitochondrion; succinate-CoA ligase complex. NCBI's taxonomy places the organism in Eukaryota, Metazoa, Chordata, Actinopteri, Salmoniformes, Salmonidae.